Messenger RNA from Aptenodytes forsteri (emperor penguin), 1251 nucleotides. RefSeq names its product MORN repeat containing 4 (gene MORN4). The transcript is spliced from 5 exons. Bases 124 to 564 code for a protein of 146 amino acids. The record is from RefSeq and is a predicted model, not a curated record. Lineage: Eukaryota; Metazoa; Chordata; Aves; Sphenisciformes; Spheniscidae.
GGGGUUUCAGAGGCAGGGCAGGGCGGCUAAGCUACUGGGGUCACCUCCUCAUCUGUUGCAUGCCCCAGCAGAGCCAUCCCCAGGGCAGACGCCUCUUGCCCUGCGCUGCUGGAGGCUGUCACCAUGACCCUCACCAAAGGCUCCUUCACCUACUCCAAUGGGGAGGAGUACCGUGGCGAGUGGAAGGAAGGUCGCAGGCAUGGCGUUGGGCAGCUGACGUUUGCCGACGGCACCGCUUAUGUGGGGCACUUCGAGAAUGGGCUCUUCCACGGCUGUGGCAUGCUCACCUUCCCUGACGGCUCCAGGUACGAGGGGGAGUUUGUGCAGGGCAAGUUCAACGGUGUCGGCGUCUUCACCCGCUGCGACAACAUGACCUUUGAGGGCGAGUUCAAAGGCGGGCGUGUGUACGGCUUUGGUCUCCUGACCUUCCCCGACGGCUCCCACGGGGUGCCCCGUAAUGAGGGCUUCUUCGAGAACAACAAGCUGCUGCGGCGGGAGAAGUGCCCAGCCGUCAUCCAGAGGGCCCAGGGCGCCUCCAAGUCUGCCCACAACCUGACAGCAUGACGGUGCCCACUGCAGUGGGGACCUCCCCACCGGGCACUGGCUGGCCUCGCCAUCCCCGGAGCAGGGAUGCAGCACUGCUGGGUGGCCCCCCUGCCCUCUGCCCUCUGGCCACCCAGCCUUGGCGGGGCUGGGGGUCCGCACCAAGCCCCCUUGCUGAACCCCUGCCGGUGGGGGGGAUGGGGCCCCCUGCUCUCCACCCAAGUGCCCCAGGGCGGCCAUGGUGCCUUCUCUCUCUGGCUGUAGCCCUGGCACCCACUGGAGCAGCCGGGGCCCAGCCCCUCUGCCCCCUCGGGAAGGCUGCGGACCACCAGGGCUGCCAGCCCGCCACAGGGGAUGGAGCAGGGGUGCAUGGGAUGGGGCUGGGCCCCAACCCCACUGCCAGGAUGCCUUGGCCAUGGACUGCUGGCUGGACCACGUGCCUGCAGAGGGGCAGCUCCUGGCCCGCUUUGCUACCCUGGUCCUGAGGCAGGGUGGGCACCCUGUGGCCUGCGCCCUCAGCUCUGGGUGACCAGCCAUCCCCUCUGCGUGCCCUGGGCAGGAUGACAUGGUGCCCCCGAAGGACCCGGCCUGCUCUCGGGGCCAGCCGAUGGGCUGUGUACCCCUCAUCCCUGUUGCAAAUCCAGCCCACCCACUGCCUUGGGGACAUCUGCAGCAGCAUCCUUGCCAAGGGGGACUGGGGGACACCCA